Molecule: messenger RNA, 4131 nt
Organism: Zerene cesonia (dogface butterfly)
Lineage: Eukaryota; Metazoa; Arthropoda; Insecta; Lepidoptera; Pieridae
Gene: glu
Product: structural maintenance of chromosomes protein 4
Exons: 24
Coding region: 184-4053 (1289 amino acids)
Biological process (GO): mitotic chromosome condensation
Cellular component (GO): chromosome
Molecular function (GO): protein binding; ATP binding; ATP hydrolysis activity
Source: RefSeq, a predicted model, not a curated record
CAAUAAUAUGUCAUGGAGGAAAUUCAAACCGCGCUUUGUAAACUGUGUUCGUUAUUUUCAUUUGGGUGAAUUUAAUUUAUUAAACGCGUUUAAAUAUAUUGAGUUAGAUGUUUUAAUGAUUGAUAUUUAAGGUUAAAUGUACAAUAUCUCACGUUAACGUUAUAUUCGUGUGUAAACUUAAAAAUGCAGAAAACAAAGAAGAAAUCUGAAGCUGAACCAAUGGAUGUGGACGAAAAUCCAAGUCGAGAGAACGGAGACAGUAGUCAAAAUAAUGGGGAAAACGGUGAAAUAGAUCACAUUUCUGAUGAUGAGGAAGGUGGUAUGCGGAUUGGUGAUAUUUACAUUCCACCCGCGCCAAAACCUGCGCUUUCAUUUGAUACAACAGGGCCGAGACUUAUUAUAACACAUAUCGUAAAUGAAAACUUUAAAAGCUACGCGGGAGUGCAAAAAUUAGGACCUUUUCACAAGAGUUUCACAGCAAUAAUUGGGCCCAAUGGAAGUGGAAAGAGCAAUGUCAUAGAUUCCAUGUUGUUUGUUUUCGGUUAUCGAGCAAGUAAGAUCCGAUCUAAGAAAAUAUCCGUACUGAUACAUUCGUCUAGUAAAUUUCCAAAUGUGAACAGUGCUAGCGUUGCUGUACACUUCUGCCAGAUUGUCGAUGGGGAAGGAGAGAGCUACACGGUCGUGCCGAACAGCGAGAUUGUGGUAUCCAGGACAGCGUUCAAAGACAACUCGUCAUUCUAUAAUUUAAACGGAAGGCGGGUUCAGUUCAAGGAGGUAGCGAAGAUGCUGCGGUCCCAUGGCAUUGAUUUGGAUCACAAUCGGUUUCUUAUAUUGCAAGGUGAAGUGGAACAGAUAGCCAUGAUGAAACCAAAGGCGCAAACGGAGCACGAAUCGGGAAUGUUAGAAUACUUGGAAGAUAUCAUCGGAACAUCGAGAUAUAAGGAACCAAUUGAAAAGCUAGCCGUCAAAGUAGAAGAAUACAGCGAAAUGAGAAAGGAGAAGUUGAACAGAGUGCGUCUCGUCGAACAAGAGAAGCAGAGACUGGAACAGCCGAUGAGGGAGGCUGUGGAAUUAGUGGAACUCACUAAUACCGCUGUGCGAACUAGGAAUGUGCUCUUGCAGAAGUAUAUCCACGAAACUAAUAAAAUAAUAGAGAGCAAGAAAAAAGAAUUGGACGAAUUGAAGGAGAAUUUGGGCAAAAUAGACGAGAAGCUGGCGGAAAUCAAACAGCAGCUGCGUGACAAGACUACGGAACUGAAGCAUGGAACGCAACAAUUCGACGACAUGCAGAAGAAAAAGGACGAAAUCGGUGAAAAGUUGCAAAUGUCGAAACGUAAGUUGGUGUCCGUGCAAGCGGAUAACACGCAAGCGAACAAGAAAAAGGGAAAUCUAGAGGAGCUGCUGAAGAACGAAAGGGGAAAACUUAUCGAAUUGGAAUUGAUACCAGAUAAGAAUAAACGGGAAAUAGCGGACUGUGAGGCGCUGCUCGCCAAACAUAUGGACAAUAAGCGGAAUGCUGAAGAAGAAUUGGAAACGGCUAUGGCCGGUGUAAGGGAAAAAACAAAAGGCCUCCAAGAGCAGAAGGACAAAUUGCAGGCGAAACUCAUAGAUUUGAAGAAAAUUGUCGACGAAGCGAACAAAAACUUCAAACUCGCGGAGUCCGAGCUGAAAAUCUACUUGAGUACGGAGACCAAGGAGAGGGAGAAAUUGGACAAUAUGAAGGAAGCCUAUGAAAAGGCUGUUAGGGAUUUGGAUGAGAAGAAAUCUAUGAGAGACAAUUUAUCAAGAACAGUUCCAUCUGAAGAGGCGGAAUUGACUCAAGUUAAAGGCAGAUUGCAAGCGUUGAAGAAUGAAGAAACAGCUAUUACUACGGAGGGGAGACAAUUGAGAGCACAACUGGAAGAGUCGAAGCAAGCAAUGAACGCGAACAGAUCCCGGGGCAGAGUUUUGGACGCGUUGAUGAAGGAGAAACAUUCUGGGCGGAUACCGGGCAUUUUAGGGAGAUUGGGCGACCUCGGCACUAUAGACAGCAAAUACGAUGUUGCCAUAUCGACGUGUUGCGGCGCGCUGGACAACAUAGUCGUGGACAGCGUGGACACCGCGCAGGCGUGCGUCGAGUUUCUGCGCAGCAACGACAUCGGGCGGGCCACGUUCAUCGCGCUGGACAAGCAGCAGCAUCUGGUGAAGCAAUACGAGAAGAAAGUUGUAUUCCCGGAGAACGCGCCGCGGCUGUUCGACCUGGUGCGCGUGGGCGAGGCGCGCGCGCGCGCCGCGUUCUACUACGCGCUGCGCGACACGCUGGUGGCGCGCGGGCUGGAGCAGGCGGCGCGCGUCGCGUACGGCGCCGCCAGGCACCGCGUCGUCACGCUCGCCGGUGACGUCAUCGAGAUCGCCGGUACAAUGUCGGGAGGUGGCAAGACAGUAUCCCGGGGCAGAAUGGCCAGCUCAGUGCAACAGGACACGGGCGAACAGGACCCCAGGGUCAUACAGGCUACGGAGGAUAAACUGAACGCCAUCGAUGAGAGAUUGACCGGAAUACGCACAGAACAAGAGAGCUUAGAGGAGAAGUUGGUUGCGUUACAGAGGAGCAGCCAAGACGGGAAACGCGCCCUGCACAAACUGGAGAUCGAGCUGAGCUGUCUCACGGAGCAAGUGCCCAAUUUACAAAGUCAAAUAGAACAUCAGGAGCGGAAGGUGGCCACGUGCAGAGUGGACGAGACUAAGAAAGCUGCAUUGGAAGGGAAAAUUCAAAAUGCCGAAGAGAAAUUGAACAAAGCCAAUCAUGACGCCGGAGAGAUAGAGAAGGAAGUACACGGUGUGGACGCGCAAAUAGCGGCCGUGGCGGGGAACAGAGUGAAGGAGCUGCAGAAGAUCGUCGAAGACCUGGCGAAGAAGAUAGAUAAAGUGAAUGCAGAAAUAACCAAACUGAGGGUCGGAAUCAAUACUAGUAUACGAAACACAAAGAAGUCGAAAGAUAAAAUAACCCAAAUGGAGGCGGACUUGAAGGAAACCGAGAAGAACUUAGAAACUUACGGCAAUCAAAAGCGACAGUUGACUCUCGACAUUGGUAAUUUGCAGAAGGAAUUUGAGGAGCUAGGUGAACAAAUAACGGAAGGCACGAGUGAAUUCGCGGGUCUGCGUAAAGAAAUCGCGAAAUUGCAAGAAAACGAAAAUAAGAUAAAAUCGGAGAGGCUGGAAGCGAAUAAUUCUGUCAGUAAAAUGGAGAAGACGAUACAGGACUGCAGCAGCAAAAUUCCGCAGUGGGAGCGAGAGCUGCAAUCGCUCCGGCUGGAGGACGCCGGCGUGGAGGCGGCAGGCGGGGCGGGCGCUGCGGGCGCGGCGCCGCUGGAGGCGCUGGGCGGCGCGGCGCUGGACGCGUGCUGCGUGGAGGAGCUGCGCGCGCGCCUCGCCGCGCAGCGCGCGCGUCUCGCCGACAGGACGCCCAACCUGCAGGCCAUACAGGAUUACAAAGCAAAAGAGGAGCUGUACUUGCGUCGGGCGGCGGAGUUGGACGAAAUAACAACAAAACGGAAUGAAAUGCGGAAUCUGUAUGAUCAAUUGCGUAAGAAGAGAACUACUGACUUCUUGAGCGGUUUCAACACGAUAACGGCGAAAUUAAAGGAAAUGUAUCAAAUGAUAACUCUGGGAGGCGAUGCCGAGUUGGAAUUAGUCGACUCUCUGGAUCCAUUCACUGAAGGGAUUAUUUUCAGUGUCCGACCGCCGAAUAAAUCAUGGAAGAACAUAUCGAACCUCUCCGGCGGCGAGAAGACUCUCUCGUCCCUGGCGCUGGUGUUCGCGCUGCACUACUACAAGCCCACGCCGCUCUACGUCAUGGACGAGAUCGAUGCAGCGCUGGAUUUCAAAAAUAUAUCGAUUGUCGCCAAUUAUAUUAAGGAACGCACGAAAAACGCACAAUUCAUCAUAAUUUCCCUGCGCUACAACAUGUUCGAAGCUUGCAAUCGUCUGGUCGGAAUAUAUAAAACGCAAGAUUGCACCAAAUCUGUCACGGUGGAGAAUAAAGUGCCAGAAACUAGUGAUGUCGCUAAAUGUUAAUUUUGCGUAGUUUUAUUUAAAUAAAUAUGCUUUUUAUUGCGUCACCUUAUGUUUAUAUGAACAAAUUAAGCACUAGAU